GCAAUAGCCCCAGGCUCACUCGUCUUUGCUGCAAGUCUGGCUUCCAACUUCGCUGAAUUACUUCCAUCGUUACCUCCAGUUACCCUGUCGCUCGCCAAGAGCUCGCAAUUGUAGCUAUUUUAAAGGACGUCGAUGAUGCACUGCACGAGAUAGCGAGGCAGGACACCAAGGCCCUGCUAUCUCCUUGGAAGGACUCGGCCAUGGCUGGAUACCCGUCAAGAGGAGGGCUCAGCUCGCGGCAACAGGACCAGGUCACCAUAAACGUUGGCAAGUUCGACUUUGAUAGCGAGGUUGAGGGACUUCGCGGUCAUGUCAAGAAGAUUAAACAGCUCUCUCUGGCCAUCGAGGAUGAGCGGAAAGAGCAGGGGGAGAUCAUCAACUCGCUGGAGGACACCAUGGAGCGCGCCAAGCUGGUGAUGCGGCGCGCCAUGGGCCGGCUCAACAUCGCCGCCCGCCAGGCGCGCUCCAACCACAUGCUGUACCUGGUGCUGUUCGCGGUGGCCAUGUUCACGGUGCUGUACGUGCUGGGCAAGGUGUACCGCAUCGGGCGAGCGGUGCUGGGCGGGUAGCAGCACCAGGAGGCAGACCGGAAGGAGCUGGAGGAGCAGGGCUGGGGCAGCGGAGUACGGCAGAGCAGGCUGGGGCAGGCGGCGCUGUGUUGGAUGGGGAAGACGAAGUGGAGAGGUAGGCGCGCAUAGGAGCAUCCGGCGUGGAAAGCUGGCGGUUGUGAUGUGUGGAGGUUGUUGUGGACCUCGUGUGGUGCUGGUGGUGCUGGUGGAUAAGUGCCGGGCGAGGACGUGUGCGUGUCACGCAAUGGAACGAAUGACUUGAUGUUUCGCCGGAAGGUUGCGGGCUAUGAAACUUGUAACACGAUAGCUAC
This is a messenger RNA of Chlamydomonas reinhardtii, 880 nucleotides long. RefSeq lists its product as uncharacterized. The transcript is spliced from 5 exons. NCBI's taxonomy places the organism in Eukaryota, Viridiplantae, Chlorophyta, Chlorophyceae, Chlamydomonadales, Chlamydomonadaceae. The record is from RefSeq and is a predicted model, not a curated record. The coding region runs from base 201 to 569 and encodes 122 amino acids.